Molecule: messenger RNA, 1251 nt
Organism: Spinacia oleracea (spinach)
Lineage: Eukaryota; Viridiplantae; Streptophyta; Magnoliopsida; Caryophyllales; Amaranthaceae
Product: F-box/FBD/LRR-repeat protein At1g13570-like
Exons: 4
Coding region: 1-1101 (366 amino acids)
Molecular function (GO): protein binding
Source: RefSeq, a predicted model, not a curated record
AUGGCUUCUUCCAACAUUUCUCUGAACACUACUGAUGAAGUUAAUCAAGAUUUGAUUAGUAAUCUUCCACCAAUCGCCACUGAAAAAAUUAUGAAACGCUUGCCAAUUAGAAUGGCAGCUAGGAUGAGCGUGCUAUCAACAGAAUGGAAGAAUAAUUGGUUGUCUCUUAGACAUCUUGUCUUUGAUCAAACUUUCUGGGAAGUAAUCAGAGAUCCACAACCAGUAUAUAUCUACGGAGCAGCAGCAGAAGCAGAAAAAGUGAGCAGAAUUGUUAGCAAUAUACUCCUCCAUCACAACGGCCCUUUACAGAAGUUCUAUUUCUUUUGUCCACUCUAUGUGAAAGGAGAAUAUUUAAUGAAAUUGAAACUCAGGCGUUUUGUUCUGAAUCCCCCACCUCGUGACUUCAAGGGCUUUGCUGAUCUUCGUAGUCUUGAGCUAUUCAUGGUAAAAUGCGAUCCUGAUAUAUUUGGGAGUUUGGUCGCGGGUCCAAGGCUUACUCUGUUAAAACUUGAACAUUGCAUUGGCUUUGAACAUCUUAUUAUCGAUAUACCUAGUCUUAAAACCUUAGUUAUCAAAGGCGCAUUUCCUUAUCUUAGUUUCGAAAAUGUUGUACGGCUUGCAACUUGUUGUAAACUUCAACAUCUUGAAUUUUGGGGUUUGUGUCAGUUCUCGGCUGCAGGUGGUGUUGCAAAAUCGUUUCCUCUGAAAUUUAACUACCUGAGUAAGCUUUGUUUGAUAAGCCUAAAUUUGGGUCGCAUUGAUGUUUAUCAUUUUGGUUUUGGCAUGAUUCAGAGCUGUCCUUGCAUCAAGGAACUUGAAAUUUCGUUAACAUCAAACAAAAAUACUCUGGUACCGAAACUUGAAUACGAUGACAACUUCAAGUUGCCCCAUCUUCGGAAGGUGAGAGUGAUGGGUAUUAAAGGAUCAUUAGCAGAGCUGAAAUUCAUCGAGUAUGUGCUUGCUAUAUCAGUCGUGCUAGAGAAGUUCUUCUUCGAGUUUGGAUAUUUAGAAGAUGCUAAUUCAAAGAAUCUGGUGUUAAUGAAUCUGCUGCAGCUCCCUAGAGCAUCUCCAAAGGUGCAACUUGUUUGUUUGAAGCAAUAGAGGAUCGAUUCAAAACAGUAUUUUGUGGUGUUUGUAACAUGCAUUGUUGUUUUCCUAGCUAUUUUGCUUGAAUGAUUAAAAGAACUAUCUUGUGUCAUCAUUAGUGGUUUUGUCGAAAGACUUACUGGAAUAAUGAAGUAUCAUAUUAGA